AUGGCACUGACAUUGAUGCUGUUGGGCGUCGCUGUCCCGCUCUAUGUUGUGUUAAGGGCUGUCUACAAUGUGUUUUUCCAUCCUCUGGCUGAAAUCCCAGGGCCGUUCCUCGCCCGCGUCUCGUCGUGGUUGUCGUUUUAUCAUGCGUACAAAGGAGACAGACAUCUCUGGAUAACGCGAUGUUUUGAGAUAUAUGGGAGCAGAGUACGGUUGACGCCUGAUACGGUUCUGUUUCGUUCUGCUCGCGCAUCCAACGACAUCUACGGGCACGGCGCCAAUCUGAAAAAAUCCAACUUCUACGACUCGUGGCCGAAGAAUAAGCACGAUUUCAACACGCUGAGCACCACUGACCCAGCGUUGCACCUCAAGAAGCGCAAACUGCUCAAGCUAGCGGUCAACGAAUGGACCGCAGAAGCCGCAGCAGGUAUCAUAGCGAAGCACAUCGACCGUUGGAACGAACUGACCACUGACAACUGCGAUGAUGGGGCGUGGUCCGACGGAAAAGACAUGAAAGCUUGGGCCGACGCCCUCCUCUUUGACAUCUUCGGCGAUUUGCUACUAGGCAGGAGUUUUGAGACGAAAGAGAAAACGACCAAUAAUCCAUUCCGAGAGAUUCCCAGCCAUGUUAUCAAGUUCAUGCAAUUCAUCUACCCUGUAACUAAAUCCCCCUUUCUGGACGUAAUCGUGUGGCUCAAACCACGUGGGCUCAACGCUUUGCUCGAGAGAUUUGCUCCACGCGAGGUACAGCACUACUAUGACUUCGUCGCAUCAAGCGUUGCGCAGGGCUUAGAAGCCUCCAAGAGCGCCAGCACCUCCUCCUCCACGCCACGAGAGGAUAUCUUCCACUUCCUGUGCACCUCCAUUGACCCAGAGUCAGGAAAGCCAGCGUUCACAGAAGAAGAACUGCUUUCAGAAACACACUUGCUGAACAUUGCGGGGAGAGACACAACCGUAUGCACCAUCUCUGCGCUAUUCCACUACCUUUCGCAGAACCGCGCCGUCUACGACAAAGUCGCACAGGAGGUCAGAGAAACGUUCACGGAGCCCGAAGAGGUGCUACCUGGUGCGCGACUGAAUAGCUGCGCCUAUGUGCGUGCGUGCAUCUGGGAGACACUGCGUCUCGCUCCGCCCGGGCCUAGCGAGCUUCCGCGCGUCAUUCUGAAGGGAGGGAUGACGAUCGAUGGAGAAUUCUAUCCUGAAGGGACGAUUGUAGGGACUGCGGGUUGGGCUAAUGGCCAUAAUGACGGUGUGUACGGUGACGCGGAGGUAUUCCGGCCUGAGCGAUGGAUUGUGUCUGUUGAAACGGGCGUCACGGCUGAGGAGGUAGCGAGGCUGAAGGAGGGGUUUCAUCCUUUCUUGAAGGGUCCGGGUGGAUGUUUGGGGCAGCAUCUUGCGCUCAUGGAAUUGAAUAUGAUUUUGGGGAGAACUCUCCUGAGAAUGGAUUUCGAGGGCAUGGAGGCGAGCGGUAUUGGGGAUGAGAGGGUUGGGAAGGAGUGGGGAAGGUGGAAGGGGCAGUAUCAAUUGGAUGAUGCAUAUAUGGCUAUUGGUAAGGGCCCAAUGGUGCGAUUCAGGAAACGGGGAAAUAUUUAG
Messenger RNA from Aaosphaeria arxii CBS 175.79, 1590 nucleotides. RefSeq names its product benzoate 4-monooxygenase cytochrome P450. The transcript is spliced from 4 exons. Lineage: Eukaryota; Fungi; Ascomycota; Dothideomycetes; Pleosporales. Gene Ontology annotation, molecular function: oxidoreductase activity, acting on paired donors, with incorporation or reduction of molecular oxygen; iron ion binding; heme binding. The coding region runs from base 1 to 1590 and encodes 529 amino acids. The record is from RefSeq and is a predicted model, not a curated record.